CCCGAGGUGACGUCAGGAGGAGCGCUGCUGGUGAGGUUGCCAAGUACGGACUCCGCGUGAGAGCGCGCCGAGUUGGAGAGACAGACGGACACAGGACACGGCUGCUGGACCUUAUUGACUGUUGCAUUUCAGUAUUGUUUCUGACCGUAACAACAAGAAGAUGCCACUGGGUGACGAUUGCCAUGCAUGGAAAAAGAAGACCACAGAUGUGAAGGAUCAGUAUGACUUCAAAGAGAUCCUGGGAACGGGAGCUUUCUCUGAGGUGGUCCUGGCUGAAGAGAAGAGGACCCAGAAAUUGGUGGCUAUCAAGUGCAUCCCCAAGAAGGCAUUAGAGGGCAAGGAAACCAGCAUUGAGAACGAGAUAGCAGUCCUGCACAAGAUCAAACAUGCCAACAUUGUUUCUCUGGAAGAGAUAUUUGAAAGUAAAUCACACCUCUACCUUGUCAUGCAACUGGUGUCUGGCGGGGAACUCUUCGACCGUAUCAUAGAGAAGGGCUUCUACACAGAAAAAGAUGCCAGUAAGCUCAUUCAGCAGAUUCUGGAUGCCGUUAAAUACCUCCACGACAUGGGCAUUGUACACCGUGACCUCAAGCCAGAGAAUCUGCUGUACUACAGCAUGGACGAAGACUCCAAAAUCAUGAUCAGUGACUUCGGUCUGUCUAAAAUUGAGGGCUCUGGCAGUGUGAUGUCGACAGCCUGUGGGACACCUGGAUAUGUUGCCCCUGAAGUGCUGGCUCAGAAGCCCUACAGUAAAGCAGUGGACUGCUGGUCAAUUGGUGUCAUAGCCUAUAUUCUGUUGUGCGGUUACCCUCCAUUCUAUGACGAGAAUGAUGCCAAACUGUUUGAACAGAUCCUGAAGGCAGAAUACGAGUUUGAUUCUCCUUACUGGGACGAUAUCUCUGAUUCAGCCAAAGACUUUAUAACCCACCUGAUGGAGAAAGACCCCAACAUACGUUACACCUGUGACCAGGCUCUGCAGCAUCCUUGGAUUGCUGGUGAUACUGCUUUGGAUAAGAACAUCCAUGAGUCUGUCAGUGCUCAGAUCAAAAAGAAUUUUGCUAAGAGCAAGUGGAAGCAAGCAUUCAAUGCCACAGCAGUGGUUCGUCACAUGAGGCGCCUCCAGCUGGGCACCAGUCACGAAGGACCCAACCCCACCCUGCCCAGUCCUUGCCGAACUCAUCUGCUGGAAGACGCAGGUACAGGAGCGUGCUGUGAAGGAGGGUGCCCCCAGAACGUCGAGAGCGGAGCUGACCCUCUGUCCAACUGCACCUACCGCUGCCAUCCAACCAGCAGGGUGUGACCCCUGCACCUGCUCCAUGUACCUGUCUAAUCAAUCCCAGUGACUUUCCAAUUUUAACCCCCUCGGUGGAACCAGAGGCACUAUCUCCCCCCUUAUCUGGUUAGGAAUACAGCGUCAUUCCAACCUCUCACCUGCAGGGGGAGCAAGCCUGUCCAGCCUGAGAAGGAAGACAUAAAAUGCAAUGAAAGGAGGAGGAGGAGGAGGGAGAUGAUAAUGAUGAUGAUUUACCAGAGAGGAUUACUUUUACAGACUGGGCUGGUAGUUUGGGAUGAGUUGAAAUAGGGAGAGGAUACAAAGGAAGGAGGGGAAGAUAAACUCCUCCACCAGCAUGUCAGGGGGAUUGUUUUUGCCGAAGCAGGACAGAGCUUGUUGGACACUGUUUUUACUCAUGAUUCAACCUGUCUCUUUGUUUGUUUUAAUUGUUUUAUAUAUUUUUUGUGUUGUCUUUUUAACCUCCUACCGUUAGACUUUGGAGCGUAAAUCUAGAAACAAUAUCUGCAUGAUCAGGAGAGAGUUUCCCCCAUGCAUGUUUAGUUAUCCUAGAAAUAUACCCUGUUGCAGAAAAUGCAGUACAAUGCAAAUGGAGUGUUGUGUGCAAAGUUUAAGGUGGAAAGACAAAGAGCAUUUUGAUAUUUUGCCGUAUUUUAAAUGAAAUUGAGUCAAAUUUUGUAAUUUUACUGCAUUCUGUCUUUAAGUCUUGCUUUUAGACAAUCAGUGUCAACAUAGUUUAUGCAAUGAAAAGUCCAUCUACGUAGCCUCUCUUGUGGCGAUAUAGCGUUUCCAUGCUGUGGUUAGGUUUUGAGAGGGAAAGGCUUCUCCCUUGUCCUUUUUUAACCCCAAACCUCUUUAACCACUCGAGCACAGGGAUAUAUCUUUGUCUAAGGUGCCUUUAGGAUAUACAGUAAUGAUGGGUUUAUUUUCGGGUAACUUCUGAAAUAUUUGGUCUCUUUCUGCAGAGUUCUUGCAGUACAGACUCUUGCUGUAACUUCAUAUUUUGUAUGUAUCACAUUUUCAGCUUUAAAAUGCAGUUUUAUGCUUUUUGUGUCAAAGGAAAGUACUGUAAUC
This is a messenger RNA of Morone saxatilis (striped sea-bass), 2365 nucleotides long. It is a transcript of the gene camk1b, whose product is annotated as calcium/calmodulin-dependent protein kinase Ib. The record is from RefSeq and is a predicted model, not a curated record. The coding region runs from base 161 to 1300 and encodes 379 amino acids. Gene Ontology annotation, molecular function: calmodulin binding; ATP binding; calcium/calmodulin-dependent protein kinase activity. Lineage: Eukaryota; Metazoa; Chordata; Actinopteri; Moronidae. The transcript has 12 exons. Gene Ontology annotation, cellular component: intracellular anatomical structure. Gene Ontology annotation, biological process: peptidyl-serine phosphorylation.